GCGCGGGUGCGGGGAUCAGGGGGGGGGGGGGACGCCCUGGGCAUGAAGGAUUAGCGUCUCGGUCCUGGGGAUAUGCUGCCGUGCGCUUCUUGAUGAGUCAGCAACUCGGCUUGAAGUGGGUGCGCGGCAAGUGACAUUGGCCAUAACUUAUGGUUGUUUAGCAGGGCUCCGAGGGGAGGCCUUGGAGCAGCUGCUCACAGGCCUGGCUGGUACUUCAGCGAGACGAUGGCACGCGCCUCCCCAGGCAGCGGCGAAGGUCUUCGCUGGUGGGCGGCUCCCCCGGAAGGAGCCUCCGCUUAUGGGCAACGGCUUCGGCCGAGAGGCCGGCCUGAAAGCCUCGCGCAUGCACGUGCCCUUCCUUCUUCCCGGGAUCGGUGGCCGCAUGGCCGCCACCUUGCAGCCGGACUCCUCCCGACGCGAAUGCCGCUCAGAGGUCAAGCCGUGUCAUGGCAGCCCGGCACGCGCCAUUCGCGGCCCAGCAAGUGAGUUGGCUUUGCCCAUCCAGGGCAUCGACCACACUGCAGUGCCGAGCCCCGUGCCUCACCAGGCCAGAGCAGUGUGCUCCAAGAGGGCACAGAACCUCCGGGACACCGGACGCCAGGCAGACAGGGCCUGGUUCCCGCGACUACACCGUCCUAUCUCGGUCGAAUGGCAUGUUCUUCACGCUCUGCUGCUUGUGUUGCUCUGCUUCCCGUCCCUUUGCCACGCCGGUGGUGGUUUACCGAAACCCCAGGGGGGGCAACCUGGCGGAUGUGUGCCUUCGAGCGAAGGAGAUUGUGGAAGACUGCGGUGCGCCGAACGCCCGGGCGUCCGCCUCCCCCGGGCGGGUAUACCCUCAUCCAGCCGGCCCUGUGCCGGUGGACAACCAUCCCGGCAGAUCUACACGUAGCCCAUUGGAUAAUCCAUCGCCCAGGAGGCCCAGCCGUGCGGGCCCUGCUGUCGGGCUGUUUUUUUUGGUGGGAUGGCUGGGCAGCGGCUCCCGGGACCCACCCCCCCCGAUGCACGGAAGGCCCCAUGCCCGGGCGGUGGCAGAAAGGGGUAUGCCAGCCGCGCCGCGGCGGUGAUCAGAGUCGUAUGUCCUGUGAGAGACGGCGUGGAACUGUCGCUUGUCUAAUGUUGGUCGCGUUCGAGCCCCCGGAAUUGCUUUCUCGCCAGCGGAAAGCCAAGGGGCGAAGUGAAGUGGUGGCAGGGAGGCUGCCGUCCACUUUCCAGCGGCCGGCGAGGAGCUCGGGGCCCGUCAUUUCUGAUGGCGUGGGACGCAUCCGUCGACAGUAGAAGGUCGCCUUUUAUGCUGGCUGGCCCGGAUUCUCGCGCGAGUGGCGUAUCCGCACCCCCCUCCUGUGCCUCUGUCCGCGGAUGUGGAUUUUUCGGCGCCCGGGGGACAGCUCUUCGACCUUGUCGAAGCGCUGGGGAUCCCACCCGCGGGCCGAGGGAUGGCUCUGCACGUGUGCCGCGCCUCCUCGCGCCGCACGCACACGCCGGACGCGCUGUGGCCACACGUACAACGUGGUGCCUGCCUCCUCAUCUACGCGCGGUUGUAGGUGUGCCCUGUCAGUUGUGCCGGCGCGCAGGUAUUCGAUGGAUGUAAUGGCACUAGCUGCCUGCUUGGCUCUUUUCUCUCCUUCCCCCCACACAAACGCAAACGCCGGCACACGCUGUGGGUCGCUGGGUGGCAUCUUCCCCCUGCGCUGCUCUUUCUUGGCGUCCGGACUCAUUGCCGCCACCAGCAAGCCGGUCAAUUGGUGCGCCGGGGACCUGCCGGGUGGAGGCUCUGCAGCGGGCGGGGCAUGCAUUUUAGGCGGUUAUUUCUGCUGGGUAUGUGUCUGGGAGGGGGAGGACCUUCACGGGGCGAUCCUGACGGGCAACUGACGAGUGACAGCCCGGCCCUUCGGGAGUCCCGACACCUUGCCUGGGGGCUGGCCCGGCGCCCAUGCUUGGGCUGUCUCGAAGGGAGGGAGGCCUCCCGUGCGGUUGCCCGUGCUCUGUG
Fonticula alba is the source of this 1987-nucleotide messenger RNA. RefSeq lists its product as hypothetical. The record is from RefSeq and is a predicted model, not a curated record. Lineage: Eukaryota; Rotosphaerida; Fonticulaceae. The coding region runs from base 649 to 1275 and encodes 208 amino acids. The transcript has a single exon.